AUGGACAAUCUUGAAAGUAUCAGAUCAAUCGUGGAAGAAUUCAAGAUUCCAGACAAAUGUCUCCGUCUCUACGAUGUUGACCCUUCGACUUUGUCUGAGUAUGUACAGGUAGCACUAGUGCCCAAUUCCAAGCGGUACACGCAGAUGCCAGUGAUAAUUGCUGCAAAUCAUGAAUUUCACUAUGAAGACGAAGACCAUCCCAUGAUACAACAUACGCUGGAACAAACGAUUCUUCUGGAGAAACAGUAUGAAGAUGAGAGCCCGGAUGUCGCUGAUUUGAGUGACACUAUGAACUAUAAUCCUUCUGACAAUGACUACAAUAAUGUAAAUAAUGUCAAGUGUGAAGUUGAUGAUAUUGGAACUAGCAAUGUUAAUAUUAAUAGUGUCAAUGACAUUGGUAACGCUAAUUCUAACACCAGAGAUAGCCACUUCGAUACCAAUAUCAAUACAAUAGUUAAUGACAAUGAUAACUACAACAUAAGUGAAGAUCACAAUGAUAAUUUUGAUGAUAUUGAUGUUUAUGAUCUUCAUGUUAAUGAUACUAUUAGUUCCAUUGCUGAUUCCCCAGUCAAUACACAAUUUUCGUUACCUUUGCCUGCCAUACAUGAUAAAUCAUU
This is a messenger RNA of Scheffersomyces stipitis CBS 6054, 617 nucleotides long. RefSeq lists its product as uncharacterized. NCBI's taxonomy places the organism in Eukaryota, Fungi, Ascomycota, Pichiomycetes, Serinales, Debaryomycetaceae. The transcript has a single exon. The record is from RefSeq and is a predicted model, not a curated record. The annotation marks the transcript as partial.